AUGGUUAUAAUUAAAGAUAAAUCCGAUUUGCCUAAAUGCCGCCUCCCUCUGACAAUUUUCCUUGUGACUGGAAAUAUUCCAUUCAAGCGAUCGAUUGUUCAAGUCCUGUUGGGUUAUUUUAGUAUAAAAGGAUGGGAGGUGGAUUUAGAGUGCUCCAUCUGGUUCGACCUUUUCUUUCUUUCCUGCCCGAGUCAGCUGCCAUUGUAUGGAAUACACUCCACAACAGGUGCGGAUCCAUUCUAUUGGAUGCGUGUAAUUCUUGCCUCGAACAGGGGAACUGUUAUGGAGCUUGGUAUCACGCCUAUAGUGACAUCUGGACUAGUUAUGCAACUUUUAGCGGGUUCAAAGAUCAUUGAAGUUGAUAACAAUGUCCGAGAGGAUCGAGCCCUGUUAAAUGGAGCACAGAAGUUAUUAGGCAUCUUGAUAGCAGUUGGUGAGGCAGUUGCAUAUGUUCUGUCGGGAAUGUAUGGCAGUGUUGGUCAACUUGGAGUUGGAAAUGCAAUCCUUAUUAUUCUUCAGCUCUGCUUUGCUGGCAUCAUUGUAAUUUGUCUAGAUGAACUUCUCCAGAAAGGAUAUGGUCUGGGGUCUGGAAUUUCACUCUUCAUAGCAACCAAUAUUUGUGAAAGCAUCAUUUGGAAAGCUUUUAGCCCAACCACUAUCAACAGUGGACGUGGAGCCGAAUUUGAAGGUGCUGUUAUUGCGUUGUUCCAUUUGUUGAUAACUCGAACAGACAAAGUUCGUGCUCUGCGAGAGGCAUUCUAUAGGCAGAACCUUCCAAAUGUUACAAACUUGCUUGCUACCGUCUUAGUCUUCCUCAUUGUCAUCUACUUUCAAGGGUUCCGUGUGGUUUUGCCUGUGAGGUCGAAGAAUGCUCGUGGGCAACAGGGUUCAUAUCCAAUUAAGUUGUUUUACACUUCCAAUAUGCCCAUUAUUUUGCAGUCUGCACUUGUAUCCAAUCUUUACUUUAUUUCCCAGUUGCUGUAUAGGAGAUACGGUGGAAAUUUUUUGGUGAACCUCUUGGGGAAAUGGAAGGAAUCUGAAUAUUCUGGCCAGUCCGUCCCUGUUGGUGGUCUUGCUUAUUACAUAACUGCACCAUCAAGCUUGUCGGAUAUAUUGGCCAAUCCGUUCCAUGGACUAUUUUAUAUUGUAUUUAUGCUGUCUGCAUGUGCUUUGUUCUCAAAAACGUGGAUUGAGGUCUCAGGAUCCUCAGCUCGAGAUGUGGCUAAGCAGCUAAAGGAACAACAAAUGGUGAUGCCCGGACAUCGGGAAUCAAAUCUACAGAAGGAGCUGAACCGCUAUAUACCUACUGCAGCUGCCUUUGGUGGCAUGUGCAUUGGUGCACUAACUGUGUUGGCCGAUCUCAUGGGGGCAAUUGGUUCAGGGACGGGGAUUCUGCUUGCCGUCACUAUCAUAUAUCAGUAUUUUGAGACAUUUGAGAAGGAGAAGACCAGCGAGCUUGGUUUCUUUGGUUUCUAA
Molecule: messenger RNA, 1476 nt
Organism: Fraxinus pennsylvanica
Lineage: Eukaryota; Viridiplantae; Streptophyta; Magnoliopsida; Lamiales; Oleaceae
Source: the annotation of a GenBank genome assembly